CUUAUCUAUACGAAGGACAUGAUACCAUCAACUCUCCAAUCAUCCUACCACCUUUGAUUCACAGCAUCGACAGCAGCACUUCCACCAAUUGCAAUGACCCACCCACUCACCCACCUCAUCAUCGUCUGCUGCCAUGCCAUAUACAAAGGUGGUCCAACCAAGGGUCGCUCCGAGGACGAAUGGGAAAUUGAACCCUUCCAAAAAGGCGAAACGCCCACGUUCACCGCGCACAUCAAAGCGGGUCUUUGUCUCGCCGCUGAGGAUCCGGCGAGUCUGCUUGUCUUUUCGGGCGGCCCCACGAAACAACCCCGCACAUCGUUGUCGGAGGGAGAAUCGUAUCUUAACCUCGCCCUCGCCAACAACCUCUACACCACCCCAUUCCUUUCCACUUCCCGAAUCACUACCGAACUCUACGCAACAGACUCCUACCAGAACCUCCUCUUCUCGCUCCUGAAAUUCCGGGUAACGACGGGCCAUUACCCCUCCCGCGUGACGGUGGUCACGCACGAGUUCAAGCGGGCGCGUUUCGAGGAGCUGCAUUUCCCGGCGGUGGGGUUGAGUGCGGACCAGAUGCGUGUCGUGGGGAUCAAUCCGCCGGAGGAGGUGACGCCGCUGCGGGUGUUAGUGGAGGGAGAGGAGAGGAGGGGGUUAGGGUUGUGGAGGAGGGAUCGGUAUGGGGUUGGGGCGGUGUUGGGACGGAAGAGGAUAGAGAGGGGGUGGAAGGGCGGGAUAGAGGGGGUGCCAGUGUUGGAGGGCAUACAGGGGGAUGAGGUGGUGGAGGCGUUGGUGAGGUGGGAUGGUGGGGAGACUGGGAAUGAGUGGUUUGAUCGGAUGGGGGAGUUGCCUUGGUAUAUUGCCCAUGGUGGGAGUAGUAGCUGAUUGUCAACUCAUUCUAUAGAAUGCUGCUGCUGCUUUUGUCAUGUAUACAUUGGCUUAGAAGUCGAUAGAUAGAUACGUCAUCCGAAAAAUGAAA
Aspergillus saccharolyticus JOP 1030-1 is the source of this 973-nucleotide messenger RNA. Its product is annotated as DUF218 domain protein. Gene Ontology annotation, cellular component: cytoplasm. Bases 94 to 879 code for a protein of 261 amino acids. The record is from RefSeq and is a predicted model, not a curated record. The transcript has 4 exons. Lineage: Eukaryota; Fungi; Ascomycota; Eurotiomycetes; Eurotiales; Aspergillaceae.